Molecule: messenger RNA, 2669 nt
Organism: Cercospora beticola
Lineage: Eukaryota; Fungi; Ascomycota; Dothideomycetes; Mycosphaerellales; Mycosphaerellaceae
Molecular function (GO): protein binding
Source: RefSeq, a predicted model, not a curated record
CACGACUUCAGAGCGAGAAACAGAGAGUACUUUCCCAGACCUAACGAGGCAUCCUACAUUUCUGCACAGCCUUGCACAGCCCGCGACAACUACCUGCGAUCCAUCGCGCGAGCCCUCGACUGCUGUCGCGCAGUCCGAACUAUGCGCUCGCUGUAACAGCCGCCCGCGGCAGCCUUCGCAUCUCACAGCCUCCCCGCUAGCAACAUCUACUCUCGCGCGCGAGAAUGUCGUCUUCACGGAUCUCAUCUAUGUCGAAUAAUACAUAUGUCAUGAGUCGAUCGCCCAACAAAAACAGUCGCCGACGAACCGCAGAACCGUACAUGCCGAAAAUCAUUACAACCGUUGGGCAGCGGCCCGCAUGUCUCGUCAAUGCCUCCGUCACAUAUGUCGGAAACGAUCUCAUAUAUGCCUUCGGCGGCUUCGAUCAGUACACAGACGAAGUGUAUAAUCACGUGCUGAAACUGAACCUGUCCGCACGACAAUGGAGUCUGGUCGAUAACUACGGUGAUAUCCCCGGCGUACGAAUGGGCCACACUUCAUGUUUAUGGCAGGGCGACAAGCUUCUCGUUUAUGGAGGCGAGAACGAGCACAGGAGGCACUUAUCUGAUGUUGUUAUUUUCGACAUCAAGACAGCGCACUGGACUCAGCCCGAUGUGCACGGUCCUAUACCGAGGGGGAGAGCACGGCAUUCCGCAGUCAUCCACGACGAGAAGCUGUUUAUAUGUGGUGGUAUGAGUGGUAGCGACAACGGCGUCCUCGACGACAUUUGCUAUCUCGAUCUGAAAACAUGGACAUGGAGUAGGACGUGGAGGUUUGUGCCUCGUUUCGAUCACGCGAGCUGGAUUUGGGGCGGCAAGAUCUGGGUCAGCGGUGGUAUGGGAGAGGAGAUGGAACGUACCAGUGAGAUCUGGUGGCUCGACUUCAGAGGCUCGCCCGCAUUCGAGGGCGGUCCACUGUACGGUAUGGCGGGAUCCGAAGACAGCCGGAUGCUAGGAACAAGCUUCGCCAGCUACUCUGCGCCCCCUCCUGCUUUCAGCGGCAACGGUUAUGCAGCGAACACGGGGGUUCAAUCCAACUCUGCGACUCCCAUCCAGCGUGCGCCUCCGGUCGCGCCAGGCUCGAUCAGCAGCCUGAAGUUCAUUUCUUCGCCGAAUUUGCCGAUGCAGAAUGUGGGCACUCACUUUCACGUCUUCAGUUCAGGAUGUAUGCUCGACUUUGUCACGCCUGCUACCAACAUGCCUCUCGAGACAUCACUUUCUGCACUCGAUCUAGACACAUUGCGAUGGCAGAAAUUGGCCGAUGGAAAAGACCUGUUCAGUCCACUCUACAGAUGGCACUACUGUUGCUUAAAUCAAGACGGCACUCAUGCUUGGCUUCUAGGCUCGCCUAGGCAGGCACCGACUAACGGCGCAAAUGGAGACACGGAAGAAUAUCUGUCUGACGUUCUACCGAUCGAUCUUCGUAAGUUCGGCUUGCUCGGCAACAAGAUGAGCCAAGAAGCUCGCGAUGAACAGAAACCUCCCACAUCGGACUUCCACGAGACCUCACAUCUAUCCGCCAUUGGCGCAGAUCUCGCGCGCACAUUCAACAUGCCUCCGGAGAGUGGUUCUGGCACCGACUUCACCAUCACAGCGCUCAAGGACGAUACUUACGACCUCGAAUCAAUAUCGGACGAGGACCCAGUAUCACCAAUCGCAGGCUCAUCCUCCGACAGCAGCAAUACAUCACCUCCGAUACACGUGCAUCGACUGAUUCUCAGCGCUCGAUGGCCUCACUUCGCGCGACUAUACAAUGCUCAAAUGUCCGAAUUCCACACGCGGCGGAUGCACAUUCCCGAGCCAUAUCCGGCCGUGAAAGCUUUCCUGUACUACCUCUACACCGACUCCAUCUCCUCACCACCCGCAGAAAGCCAGGCUGUCGGCGGACCAACACUUGAAGACGUUGCUAAUAUGCUAGUCAUGAGUAAUAUCUACGACAUGCCUCGCCUUCGGCACUUGUGCGUGAAUCGCCUGGUGCGGGACCUGGAUGUCCAGCAUGGAGCACUCAUUUUCGAUCGCGCGAGCACGGCACAAGAGGACUGGUUGAAGAGGAGAGCAGCGAGCUUCUGCAUGACACAUUGGGGCCGCAUUGUCAGAACAGAUGGCUUCAGACGUCUGAAACGUACCGCAAUGCUCGAGCUCUGCGAGGGCGUCGAUGCAGAAGGCCGGGUCGUUGGCGGUGACGAGCUUGAAGCCGUGGGCGGCCUCGGCGGAGCGAGAUUGGGUAGCGGCAUGGGUAUGCUAUGGGGCAAUGGCCGGAAACGAGGUCGAGUGGGCAGUACUAGUGGUACCACCGUCGAUGGCGAAGAAGGCGAGGAAACGAUUGAAGAUGAUGACACGGGCAUGGAGCUAUCUUAGUAUAAGUUACUCAUCGCGACGAGGAUGGUGAUCAGGCGCGAUUUCCUGAAGAGCAUGGCGUUAGGGACGGAACCGUUACUGUGGAGUUUUGAUCCGACACUUUCGUUGUUGGAUUUGGCGCUUUUGCUGGCAUUCUGGUCGUUCGUGGCGUGCGUGAGCGGAUUCGUUUUCGAUCGUUUUGCGUUCUCGGAAGCAUUCUUUGAGCGGUAUGCAUUAUGGCUGUGAUGCGAGAACUUUGCUUUCUGUAGAUGGUCAUAGAUGAGUAGAGCGAGC